This is a messenger RNA of Paramuricea clavata, 5946 nucleotides long. Lineage: Eukaryota; Metazoa; Cnidaria; Anthozoa; Malacalcyonacea; Plexauridae. The record is from the annotation of a GenBank genome assembly.
AUGAAUUUUGGUGUGCAAGAUUUAUUGGAAAUACGAAAUGAUCCUGAACAUCGUAACUGGCAUGCUGUUGGAGAUGCUCUCAUGUUGCUUGGUGAUGGCCUCAGGCAAUAUGCUGAGAAAAAGAUGAUAGAUUUUCAUGCUUUGCUACUGAGAAAGGUGGCAGGAGUCAAAUGCAGUUGCAAGUGUACGCUUGGAAUGAAACCAAACCCUCAUGGAAGAGCAACAACUUGUAUUUGGGCCCAGGAAUUGAAGAAACAUCACGUUUUUACAAAGAAAGCUGACAUUCCUUGGCAUCAAAGUGACUGUAGCAGAUGGCAUGACCCUGCUGUUGGUUACUGGGAGAUUGCGAAGUUGUUUAUGUCAGGUAUAGGAUCUGAUCCGGCCAAAGUUACGGACCCAAAUUCCACAGAUGUUGGUCCUCUACUUAAUUUGUUUAGAUUUUGUAAACAUUUUAACGUUCAGAAGCCUUUAUUGAAAGCAGUUACAGAAAGAAGGAAUCAGUGGGCUCAUGCACCAACACGAAGACUUAGUGAGGGUGAUAAAAACGCUGCUUUUCAAGACAUUACACUUUUAAUGAAUGACCCUGAGUUAUUGACAAGCAAAGAAGUUCAAGGCUGCAAACCAACAAUUAACAAAGUGGAAUCGGCGGAUGUUUUAAUCUUAGAGGAGAAUCAAUUGCGUCUAGUGGAAGAAUAUCGACGUAUUAAGGAAUGCGAGAAUCUUCAGAUGAAAGAAAGAUUGAAUGCUGCAAACGAAGAAAUAAAAAUCUUACGAAACCGUGAGCUUGGUGACAAAUCUUUGGAUGGCCUUUCUGAUAAAAAAGGUGUUAUGUUUUGGGUACGCAAUAUAGGUAUCAAUGUUCGAACAGUAUUUUUUUUUGUGAUGUCACUUCGGCGCCGAGUUCCUGGUUGGCUACAGUGGAGUUUUACAUUAUUUCUUAUAUUCUCUCAAGUUGGUGAUCGUGGUGGGAUUGCAUCAGAUGAUGGUAAGAUGAUUUACAUAUUAGCUAUAAGUGUAGGUAAUAGGUUAGUUUCGAGUGCAAUUUGGAUAAAACACGAGUGAUUUUUUCAAAGAGCAUCAAAAUAGUACGAGUCCGAAGGACAGUGCUAUUUGAGGUCUUUGAAAAAGUCACAAGUGCUUGUUUUAUCCAAAUUUUACGAGAAACCAUCCUAUUACGGCUUAAUAAUAUACAUAACACAAUUGUAGUUUUAACUUACGUUUACUGUUUUCGUAUAUCACAUUAUACAGCGCUAACGACUUGAAAAUUUCACUCACGCAAGUAGAACACAAGGUAUGGCCAAAUUCCGAGACCAUUUAACAAUUAGAUAGCGAGCUCGAGUUGUCUAUGAGGGAAGUAAGAGCUGAUUAUUCGCUUAUAGAUACAGAUAACGAGACCAAGAUGUCUAAAUGUUGUCGUAUACACUCCCACUGUACAUUCCUACUUAAUUAAAGAACAAACUGAAAGUAAACCUUUGCAUAACACUUUGUGCGAUCCAGUCGGGAUGCAGAGACCAAAAUGUUCCAUUGUUUAUCCUCUGUUCUGAAAAAUUCACUUUCCUCUGUCAUCCAGGCACCACUGUUUUGUCGUUUAUGCAAAGGUUCAGUUUCCUUGCACACCAAAAAGACUUGAUGGUGAUUUUAUACAUAUAUAAUAAUAUACAUAAAAAUAUUCGACUGUGAUUGGUCGAUUUCAGUGCAGUUAAUCUCAAACAGCAGUGCAAAAUUCUGCAACAGUGCAAAAAUGUGUAACAAAAAAUCUACCAAUUAGCUUAAAGCAAUCGUCAAUACUUCAAGUAACGGUCGCAUCGGGUGAAACUUUAAACAAGACUAGCAAAACGUGACUUCUACAGUAUCUUUUUGUUAAAAUUGAUUAUAUAAACUUGUUCACGGUGAAGACAGUGAAGUUUUGACGAAGUUAGGCAAUUCAAUAGAAUCAUCAGAACUUCAAUAAAAAAUUUCAAAUUUAAAGUCGUAGCUCAAUAUAAAUCGUAUGUCCGUAUACCAGUCAAUCAGGUCUUUUUCUUCUAUUUUUCAGGGUGUUCCUCUGCAAUGAUAAAAUCGCCAAUAAGCCACUUUCUGUUGCAACAGUUCGACUUUUCCUCUCAUCUUGCCUACAAGAGAGAAGGAUUUGUUGGCCGGAAAUGGUUCUUUUUGGAACUAGAGUAUAUCUUCGAGAAAGAUCUAGGUGCAGCUGGUGUUUUGAUUACUGGCGGGCCAGGAUCCGGAAAAUCCGCAUUAAUGUCACAAUUGGUAUGUUCAUCGUAUUCCAGCCGGGUUAUUCAUAAGAAUAUCAUUGGUUAUCAUCUGUGUGAAUAUUCCGAAAAGGGGAAACGUGACGGAGCGAGAUUUGUGCGCAAUUUAGUUGACCAAAUUGCAGCACGAUUUUCUGGUUAUUCUGAACAUGUAAUAAAGAAUGAACCGAUGAGAAGGGAGCUGCAAGGCACCCUCUGUCAACAAGAUCCCACAGGAUGUUUCUUUACUUCGAUAUUGGGACCAUUGAGAGAGUUUAAGCCACCCGAUGGUCUUCGGUAUAUUGUAAUAGAUGCUUUAGAUGAAUGCUUUCAGAGUGACAAAACAUCCGAAAUUAUUGAAAUGCUGAGCAGUAAAAUAUCACAUUUCCCCAAAUGGUUAAAGGUGAUAUUAACUUCACGAAAUCUGACGAUGGUUACGACAAAAAUACCUCGAGUUAUUAGAAGGAAGCCAUUGUACGCGAAUGACAAACGAAAUGAAAAAGAUAUUCGUCUUUAUGUGUCGCGUUUUAUAUCUCAAAAUUCGUUUUUCAUGGAUCGACUGUUGGCAGCAAUGAAUGUUACAUCAAGAACGUAUGGUAUGAGAAUAUUUUUGGACGAAGUAAUCGCGCGAGCUGAAGGGAAUUUUUUGUUCGUGAAGACGACACUUCAAUAUAUGAACGAUACCAAUGGUGUGGUCGAUCUUCGCUCCUUGCCAACAAGUCUGUUUGAUUUGAAUAGCAUUUUCUUUAACAGACAAUUUGGCAAAGACGGUUUUGGGCCAUUCAGAUCUCUUUUUGAGGUUUUGUUAUCUGUUGGCUCGCCGCUACAAUUGAACGAUGUGGAAGAAUUACUUAGAAGCGAGUAUGAAGAAGAGGAUGUCUCCCAACUUAUAGACCAAGCGUCUUGUUUCCUGCGAUUUGGUCUUGAUGGAACAAUGAGAAUAUAUCACCAAUCUUUCGCUGAAUGGUUGAUAAACCAGUCUAAUGUUAUCCACAUUAAUGAAACUAGAGCUCAUCGAAAUAUCGCCAAGUUUCUACUGCAUCGCAUUCUUAAAAGAGAUACGAAAGUUAGGCCUGGGGAAAUUAUUGAACUUUUCAUGCACAUACUAGCAGGAAAUACAUUAGAAAUACAUGGAAAAUCUAUAGAUCUUUUAGACAUUACCGAAAUGCGCGAACCCCGAACGAACCAAUCCAUACUACACCAUCUUGCUGUAAAACCAAGACCGUUUCAACCUGUACUAGAGUUCUUCCUACCAAAGUUUAGAACCGUUGACGUACUAGAUUCGAGGAAGAAAACACCAGCAUUUUACGCAGCAUCUGAAAACCUUGUUGAAAAUUUGCGAAGCUUCAUUGACAGAGGAGCAGACGUAAAUUCGUUUUUAGAAGGAUUUAAGAAAUUAGAUCCCUUCCUGAAUGUUGUUCGCAAUACUGGUAUCGAAGAAUUCAGCUUUAUACACGCUGCUGCUGCGAAAGGGCACAAAGAUGUUGUUGAACUUCUGAUAAAAAAUAAUGCUAGUUUUCACGAAUCAAGCCAGAUGUAUCCAACACCUCUUCACUUAGCUGCAGGAAAUGGGCAUUUAGAAGUACUUAGCUUGUUUUAUGAUUAUGGUGCAAAAUUUGACGUUAUUACACUGCAUCAUGCGGCAGCAAGAAAUCAUCUAGAUGUCGUGGAGUUUUUAUUGACAACAGUAGGAGUUCGUGAUAGUUGUUUACAAUGUACAUGUAAACCUGAACACCUUUCGAAAUUUAAAAUAGAGGAUGUGCACUUGUACUUUUGUGAAACGGCACUUCAUGCUGCUGUGUCAAGAGGACACAUGGAUAUCGUAAAGAUCUUGUUAGCGUUUGGAAACGGAGCGUUGGAAUGUAAACAUCAUUCUGGAAAGACAGCGUUGAUGGAUGCAGUUGAGAGACAUGAUGUUGAAAUGGUUGAUUUACUAUUGGAGAAUGGUGCCAAUGCCACUACGCAGUGUGGUAAAAUAUCGAAGAGAAGUAAGAGUGAAAUGUGUUCAUUGCCCUCUGAGUACAAACAUGAUUUAUUGUAUACAGUAAACUGCACAGAGGAUAGUUGUAAAUGCGGUAACACAGCCAUUCAUGUCAGUGCUAAAUAUGGUUUCUUGAAGGUGGCAGAGAAACUGACUAGCGAAAACGUUUAUGAUCUAAUAAAUGUGAAAAAUUGUGGCUGGGAGAGUGCACUAUCUGUUGCCAUUUCACGUGGUCAUACGCAUUUUAUACGCUAUGUUAGUAAAAUCUAUAAGCCUAAUUUUCUGGAUUCUCAUAUUGUUCAUGGAGCAAUUCUUCGUUCUUCUUAUAAUGAGGUAAAACAUAUUCUUAGUUAUCCCGUGAAUUAUAUAUAUGAGCAUAGAUGGGAACUUCUAUUGCGUAGCGUUUAUUGGAUUCCAUAUCACUUUUACACUACGGAUACAUUUCCUUUUGAUCGUCUUUAUCGAGCAUUAUGUGAAGAUGAAAAUCUUUCUUUGGUAGAAAGUAUACAAAUGGUAUCAAGAAAGCGAUUAGCUAUCAUGAGGUUGUUAGUCGAAUCGUUUGAAGAGAAGUCAUUUAUUUUGAGCAGAAAAGACGAUAAAGGAAUGACACUUUUGCACCAUGCUGCUGAAAAUGGGUUUGAUGAUGCUGUUAAAUUUCUUGUUGAAGCUGGCGCCGAUACAGGAAUAAAGAAUGAAGAAGGUCAUAGCCCAUUGACACUUGCGGCGUUAAAGUCAAUACGAAAUGUCAACAUGUACUAUAGUUGCUACACUACAGGCGAUGGGCAAUUUGGUUCGUGCAACACUUCAACUUUCGAUGAGAUAACAAGGUACCUGAUAUGGUUGGAGCGAUCAAAUUUUCUAAAAUGCGAUGCUAGAAGUGCCUCUUUGUUGGGGAUGAUAAUUGAAAAACAAAUGCCAUUGAGUUUGUACGAAUUGUUAAAAGCAGGUGUGGAUAUGAAUUGCCAAGAAGAAAAAUCGGCUCCGCGUCCCUUUUUGAGAAAUCUUCAAUUGCAAGGGCGACAGCUGAGCGAGGUGUUUAAAAUCUUUGAAAUUGAUAUCUCAUUAAGGUGUGGAGUUUCUGGUCUUUGGUCAGAGUUGCAUCUAAUAUCCCUCUAUUCACCACAUCGUAUUGGUAAUUUUUUUGAGCCUUCGCUGAAUAGAAGGCGUUCUCCUUUACAAAGGUUGAUUGACAAGCAUCCGGACGGUGUUGGUAUUUUCGACAAAUGUUACGAUGAUGCUGGAUUCUUACCUAUACACCUCGCUGCGCAAGGUGGAAACCUUGCUGCAAUAAAAUGGUUUAAAAGUAUUGGAGUUGACACACAACGGAAAACACGAGAUCAUGAUUUUACUGCUCUUGAUAUUUCUAUAAUAAAAUUGCGAAAUAUAAGUAAAGCUGAACUUAUUACACCAUCAGAGAGUACCCAAUAUUCUACAUCGGGUUAUCGAAAAGAGGUAUUUGAAGAAUUGUUGCGAACGUUUUUUACCAUUACACCUGAAUACAAAUCAGAGUUUCUAUGUAGACCGAGCCUAGAAAGACAGUCACCGCUUUACACUGCAGUGUUUGAAGGAAUGACCGUGUUAAGAUACGUGCACAAAAAAGCUUCGGAAAUAUUUCCAAAUUUACCACUGAAUUGCGCAAAUGAACACAGAGUAGACACCUCGUAUCUGGUUCACUUAUAUGAAAUCUUUAAUUCGUAUAUACCUGAUUUCAGUCAAAGAGCGCCGCCGUAUUAA